This is a messenger RNA of Scaptodrosophila lebanonensis, 2771 nucleotides long. RefSeq names its product sialin. The transcript has 8 exons. Gene Ontology annotation, cellular component: plasma membrane. Bases 579 to 2108 code for a protein of 509 amino acids. Lineage: Eukaryota; Metazoa; Arthropoda; Insecta; Diptera; Drosophilidae. The record is from RefSeq and is a predicted model, not a curated record. Gene Ontology annotation, biological process: monoatomic anion transport; transmembrane transport. Gene Ontology annotation, molecular function: transmembrane transporter activity.
GUGGCAACAGCACCAGCAGCAGUAGCAGCGGUAGCAGCAGUAGACAACCCGUAACUGUUAGAAAAAUUGAGAAAAAUUAAGAACUUUAAAAAUAAAAUUGUUGCCAAGUUCAAAAAUAUACGCAUACAAAAUCUGAUGCUAAAUCCUCGAGUUUACAAAUAUCAUCAUUGCUGGACGAACUCGCUCGUGUUGUCAGUGGCAGUAGCUGUGCCGCAUAAAUUUUUGUUGAUAACAUAAAUCCCCGAAGUCAAAAUUAUACUUGUGGUUGAAACAAAAAAAUAAACGUAUUUGUAAAAAUAGCGCGACUCGCAUAAAACAUAAAAGUGCUUUCCGGCUGUCGCGACAAUUUACAGAACAUACAAUAUACACAAUCCUAUACACAUUUGAUUAUUGUAAUUGUAAUUUGCUUUACACGUACAUACAUAUAAUUUGUCUCACACACAUUUUCUCCCACUCCCACGCGGCGUCGUGUGUGAGAGAGUGUUGUAACGUAUUGCUGUUGUUGUUUUAACAGUGUUGCUCCUUCUAUACGCCAAAAGCAAAACUACUCAAUAAAAAGACACACACACACUUUCAUCAUGUCCAAUACGGAGAAAGGAGGACAUCACAGAACCAGAAUUGCGCUAUCAUGCCGCCAAGUGCUAAAUCUGCUGACAAUGGUCGGCUUUAUGCUGAACUAUGCCUUGCGUGUCAAUCUUACCAUUGCCAUUGUGGACAUGGUCCAGCCAAUCACCAACACCACUACCAACACCACUACCAACAGCAUCGGCAACAGCAGCAGCGGGACAAAUAGCAGCUCCUUGGACAGCAGCAGCAGCGCGCUGUCGGGGAAUGCCACCUCCACGGAUGGAGUGGAUGUACUAGAGGGGCGCUUUCCAUGGGACACAUAUGAGCAGAACUUUGUGCUCGGCUGCUUCUUCUGGGGCUACAUUCUGACUGAGCUGCCUGGCGGUCGUCUGGCCGAGUUGAUUGGUGGAAUUCGCGUCUUUGGACAUUCCAUGCUUUGGGCCAGUCUGUUGACAUUGAUUACGCCGCUGGCGGCGCAUAUCCACUAUGUGGUGCUCAUCAUUGUACGUGUGUUGUUGGGCUUUAUGUUGGGCGCCUCCUGGCCAGCCAUUCAUCCGGUAGCUGCCGUAUGGAUUCCGCCCAUGGAUCGUUCCAAAUUCAUGUCCAACAUGAUGGCCUCUUCCUUGGGAGCCGCCAUUACGAUGCCUGUGUGUGGCUAUCUCAUCUCGGUCGCUGGCUGGGCUAGCGUGUUCUAUUUGACGGGCGUCGUUGGCCUCAUCUGGUCGCUGUGCUGGUUCGCUUUUGUCUACGAAACGCCCGCCAGACAUCCGCGUAUCAGCGCCGAGGAGCGUCGCGAGAUCGAGCAGGCCAUUGGCACAUCUACCUCAAAGAAGCGCCCCAGCAAUGUGCCCUGGAUUGAAUUGCUAUGUUCACCCGCGGUCUGGGCCAUUAUUAUUACGCAUGGUCUGUCUGUGUUUGGUUUCUUCACUGUGAUAAAUCAGUUGCCCACAUUCAUGUCCAAGAUCUUGCACUUUGACAUUAAGAAGAACGGCCUCUUCUCGUCGUUGCCUUAUCUGGGCAAGUAUUUGAUGGCGCUGUCUUCUUCCUACUUGGCUGAUUAUUUGCGUCAAAAGGGCACUUUGAGCACAACGGCUACAAGAAAAUUGUUCACCACAUUUGGGCUUGUAACGCCCGGUCUAUUGAUGGCUGCUCAAGUAUUCCUGGGUGGUGAUGCUAUCUGGUCCGUUACGCUCUUCACACUGGCUUUGUUUGCUCAUGGAGCUGUCACUGCUGGCUACCUUGGCAAUGGCUUGGAUAUAGCGCCAAACUUUAGCGGCACUAUUUUCGGCAUGGCCAACACGCUCUCCUCCUUCGGCGGCUUCUUGUCGUCGUGGAUGGUUGGCGCUUUGACCUUCAAAGAAAACACCUUCGAGCAAUGGCAAUUUGUUUUCUUGAUUCUGUCGGCCACCUAUAUAUCCGGUGCUCUUGUUUAUUUGAUCAUCGGUACGGGUGAGCUGCAGCCUUGGAAUAACCCGCCAGAGAGCAAGAAGUUUAGGGAUGUCACGCAGGAGGAGGGCGUUCCACUGAAGACCGAGAAGUAAAUGUGAAUAUAAUGGUUCCACAAGGUGCUCUGAAAAUCGCCAAACUCCUUCAAAAUGCCUUCGAAAAUUUCGUACUGUCAAUUAAAUUUUGACUAUCCCACCACAUACUGCACAAGUUAUAGUAGAUUCUACUGCACAGUUGUUACAAGAUUGUUCAAUCGCAAAUUUUUUGUUUGCUCGAAUAUUUGCAAAUAGGGGAAAUAGACAACAAAUAGCAUCGCAAGAAAGACAUUAUUUUAAAAACCCUGUAAAGUCUACACUCAUACAUUUUAUACUAUAUCUUAGCAUGUGAAUGUCUGCUUAAUGGAACUUGAAUAUGAUGAUAAGUAAUAUUUACUUUAUAGCUUAACAACUAACAUGUAGUACGAAUAGCGAAAUCGUUUUGCUAUAUAAAUAAGAAAUAUUUAAACAUUUAUCUAUAAAUACCAUGAUUAUAGUAUUUGAGUACGUUCAUGGAGUGCACAGGACCUAUUCAAUGGCGGCUUUUGAAUGUUGUAAAAAUAAUAAAUGAGAUAUUGCUGUUUUGUGCAUAAAGUGUUUAGUUUAAUUUAUUACUAUUAGAUAGAUUUAUGUAUGUAAGUAUAAAUGUAUAGCUUACUUGUAUUUUGUGUAAUUACUUUUACGAUUUUCUAAGUUCACAAUAAAAUUUGACACAGACAGAAA